GAUGCUGUUCACCUUCCGUGCGCAGAAGUUCUACUCGCCGAGGAUACUGUGAAUGGCACUGCUAACACAUCGGAACUAUCCACACAGUUCACUCCGUACGUGUUUGUUCGAUUCCAGUUUUUUCGUCAUGGCACUCAAACAAGUCGUCUGGUAGCCGCUCCCCGAAUCGAUUCUACUCUGACCAAGACCACUCAUGGUAUGGUAAAGGAUAUAGAAGUCAGUCAGUCCGUUGAAGCUGAGUUGAUCAAACAAAACGGCAUUAUUGAUUCCAAAUGCACAUGGACCCCAGAAACCGUGACAGGCUCUUUUGUUAGACUGGUUGGUGCGAUACAUGCAGUGGUUAGCUGUAUUAUGCACUAUAAUCGAUUUUGA
This is a messenger RNA of Echinostoma caproni, 372 nucleotides long. The record is from the annotation of a GenBank genome assembly. Lineage: Eukaryota; Metazoa; Platyhelminthes; Trematoda; Plagiorchiida; Echinostomatidae.